AUGCCGGCUAAUCAGACGACACCAGGACCAGCAACAAUUGGACCCCAAACGUCAAUGCGUUUAAAUGUAACAACUGCUCGACCACCUGGAAACGGCUCGUUUACUUCAAUCCCGGCUGAUCAGACGACUCCAAGACCAGCAACAAUCGGUCCGCAGACCUCAAUGCGUUUAAAUGUAACAACUGCUCGACCACCUGGAAACGGCUCGUUUACUUCAAUCCCGGCUAAUCAGACGACUUCAAGGCCAGCAACAAUCGGUCCUCAGACCUCAAUGCGUUUAAAUGUAACAACUGCUCGACCACCUGCAAACGGCUCGUUGACUUCGAUGCGGGCAAAUCAGACGACACCAAGACCAGCAACAAUUGGACCCCAAACGUCAAUGCGUUUAAAUGUAACAACUGCUCGACUACCUGUAAACGGCUCGUUGACUUCAAUGCCGGUCAAUCAGACAACACCGAGACCACCGACAGCCAGUACUCAAGCAUCUACGAUGAGAACUGGCAACACAACACGACCAACUGGCACCAGUCCUUUUACGCCGUCGACGACGACAUAA
Rotaria sp. Silwood1 is the source of this 555-nucleotide messenger RNA. The record is from the annotation of a GenBank genome assembly. Lineage: Eukaryota; Metazoa; Rotifera; Eurotatoria; Philodinida; Philodinidae.